AUGUCUGGCAGCCCCGAUUCUUCCGCGGCAGUAGUGCCCGAGGCUCACGUUGUUGAGACCUACCAACCCCCUAAGGAGAUGCUUGAGAACCACCCAAGCAAACAUCAUCUUGCCAACUUCGAGGAGUACCAGAAGUUGUACAAGCAGUCCAUCACCGAGCCCAAUGUGUUCUGGGCUGAGCGCGCCCGCGAGCUCCUCACGUGGAGCAAGGAUUUCCAGACUGUCCACAGCGGUUCCCUCGUCAACGGCGACAACGCUUGGUUCGUAGAGGGCGAGCUCAACGCCUCGUACAACUGCGUCGACAGACACGCCCACAAGGACCCCAACAGAGUCGCCAUUAUCUACGAGGCCGACGAGCCCGGUGAGGGAAGGAAUGUCACCUAUGGCGAGCUCCUCAGGGAGGUCUCCAAGCUCGCUCAUGUCCUCACCAACUUGGGCGUCAAGAAGGGAGACACCGUCGCCAUCUACCUCCCCAUGAUUCCCGAGGCCAUCGUUGCCCUUCUUGCUUGCAGCAGAAUCGGCGCCAUCCACUCGGUCAUUUUCGCCGGUUUCUCCUCCGACUCCCUCCGCGAUCGUGUCGUCGAUGCCCAGUCCAAGGUCGUCAUCACCACCGAUGAGGGCAAGCGCGGUGGCAAGCUGAUUGGCACCAAGAAGAUCGUUGAUGAGGCUCUCCAGCAGUGCCCCGAUGUUCGCAACGUUCUCGUCUACAAGCGCACCGGCGCUGACAUCAACAUGACCCCCGGCCGUGAUCUCUGGUGGCACGAGGAGGUUGAAAAGUACCCUGCUUACUACACCCCCGUACCCAUGGCCUCUGAGGAUCCUCUCUUCCUCCUCUACACCUCUGGUUCCACCGGCAAGCCCAAGGGUGUUGCUCACUCCACCGCUGGUUACCUGCUUGGUGCUGCCAUGACCGGCAAGUACGUUUUCGACAUCCACGACGGUGACCGGUACUUCUGCGGUGGUGACGUCGGCUGGAUUACCGGUCACUCCUAUGUCGUCUAUGCCCCGCUCCUGCUCGGUGUCUCGACCGUCGUUUUCGAGGGUACCCCCGCCUACCCCAACUUCUCCCGCUACUGGGACAUCAUUGAGAAGCACAAGGUCACCCAGUUUUACGUUGCUCCCACUGCCCUACGCCUGCUGAAGCGCGCCGGUGACCACCACGUCCGCAACGAGAUGAAGCACCUCCGUGUUCUCGGCUCCGUCGGUGAGCCCAUCGCCGCCGAGGUCUGGAAGUGGUACUACGAUGUUGUCGGCAAGGGCCGUGCCCAGAUUUGCGACACCUACUGGCAGACCGAGACUGGCUCCAACGUCAUCACUCCCCUUGCUGGCGUUACCCCCACCAAGCCCGGUUCCGCCUCUCUCCCCUUCUUCGGUAUCGAGCCCGCGCUUGUCGACCCCGUUACCGGCGAGGAGAUCCACGGCAACAACGUCGAGGGUGUCCUGGCCUUCAAGCAGGCCUGGCCCAGCAUGGCUCGCACCGUCUGGGGUGCUCACAAGCGCUAUAUGGAGACCUAUCUUCAUGUGUACAAGGGCUACUACUUCACGGGCGACGGUGCUGCCCGCGACCACGAGGGCUUCUACUGGAUUCGCGGCCGUGUCGACGAUGUCGUCAACGUCAGUGGCCACCGUCUCAGCACUGCCGAGAUUGAGGCUGCUCUGAUUGAGCAUCACUCUAUUACCGAGGCUGCUGUCGUCGGUGUCGCCGACGAGCUCACCGGCCAGGCCGUCAACGCCUUCGUUGGCGUCAAGGAGGGUACCGAGAUCAACGACGCUCUCCGUAAGGAGUUCGUCCUUCAGGUCCGCCGCAGCAUCGGUCCCUUCGCUGCUCCCAAGGCCAUCUACGUCGUCCCUGAUCUUCCCAAGACUCGCUCUGGCAAGAUCAUGCGCCGUAUUCUGAGGAAGAUCGUUGCCGGCGAGGAGGAUCAGCUCGGUGAUAUCACCACUCUCUCCGACCCCAGCGUCGUUGCCAAGAUCAUCGAGACCGUCCACGAGCAGCGCAAGUAA
Molecule: messenger RNA, 2004 nt
Organism: Sordaria macrospora k-hell
Lineage: Eukaryota; Fungi; Ascomycota; Sordariomycetes; Sordariales; Sordariaceae
Source: RefSeq, a predicted model, not a curated record